Messenger RNA from Anopheles stephensi (Asian malaria mosquito), 9134 nucleotides. RefSeq names its product tight junction protein ZO-1 (gene pyd). NCBI's taxonomy places the organism in Eukaryota, Metazoa, Arthropoda, Insecta, Diptera, Culicidae. Gene Ontology annotation, molecular function: cell adhesion molecule binding. Gene Ontology annotation, biological process: cell-cell junction organization; cell-cell adhesion; protein localization to cell-cell junction. Bases 272 to 8230 code for a protein of 2652 amino acids. The record is from RefSeq and is a predicted model, not a curated record. The transcript has 16 exons. Gene Ontology annotation, cellular component: bicellular tight junction; plasma membrane.
AUUCUUCGUGUGUACGCUGGCGGUAGUGUUUUGAAGGUGCGUCGCGCGCGUUUUGUUGUGUUGCCGUGUUUCGCCAAGCGUCGUGCAUUUUGUCGCCCUCUCGGUGCGGGUGGGUGUGUGUGAGUGCUUGAAUAUAAAUCUGUUUAGUUUGCAAAAUAAAAGAAAAAGGUGCAUACAUAUAGUGAAAUGUGGGUGGCUCGAAAUCGAAAUCCCGGUGGUAGAUAGUAAAUAAAGCGCAGCAUUAACGGAGCGGGGUUCUGUGGGGGAAAAAAUGGCCGACGAAACGGGUGAAGUGCGGUCGCUACUGAUGCGUCAUCGGUUGUCGAUUGUGCGUGAUUUGAUUGGUACAAGCUUGCUGCAGGUGUUGCUAAAGGCCGGCGUCCUUACGCCCGCCCAGGAGGAACAGCUGACCGGUGAGCCCAGUCUCGAUGCGCGUUGCGAUCAGCUAAUCGAGCUGAUUGCUCGCGACGGGUUCGAAAAGUUCAAACAGUUUUGCUACGCCAUCGAGUCCGAAUGUAGCCAGCUGAUUUCGGACCUGAUCAACGAUAAGCUGUCCCAGGUGGAGGACGACGAUGAUGACGGUGUGGCGAACAUUGCUGGCAGCACCGGUCCGUCCAGCUCCGAUCCAGCUGCUAUCGUACAGCUUCCAGCCGAAGGAGCUCCAUUUGCCGUGCCGGAGGCAAUGGAUAUCGCUGUGCCGGGAGUCACGCACGAUGAUUCGUCACUCAAGAAUGGCAGGGACACAAUUGAUUCGAAUCGAUCGCGAAGAAGCACAAGCUACUGCGGCACAUCGACACCGACACCGACGACGGUUCCCAUCAGUAAUACCGUUUCCUCGCGCCGUUCCUCACUGAUAUCGGCCACAGCGUCCUCUGCCAGCAAUCAGCAGCAGCAACCACCACCAAUUCCACAGUUACCAUCGAAAACGGCAGUAGCCGGCACAGCAACCCAUAUUGAUCUCGCUGGCUGUGAAAGCAAGUUUGCCGUGUCGAACAACAACUUUAACAACUCGUCCGUAAGCAAUGGUAGCAACAGUAGCAACAACAACAACCAAAGCAACAACCAUCGAACAUCGAACGGGGACAGCUCCGCGACCGCCAAUGGCGUUCCCGACGCAAGUGUGCUCCGCAGUAUCCGGCAGGCGUUGGGUCAAGGCCACCUGCCACCGUCGAACAAGCGGCUGCAAAAGUCAGAAUCGGCCGCCUACUCGUACUUUAAUCCGAAGCGGUUUAGCUCACCCCCGUUCGGUGAAAUGGCCGGCGGUGGUGGUACCACGGAUCGGAGGCUCAACUUGAAGAACAAAACGGCCAGCCUGUUUCGGAGCAAAUCGAAAAAGGAGCAGCGUACGUACCACCGGUCGGUGAAUGAAACGAUCGAGGUGCUGGCGGAUCAGGUGGUGGAGGAUGAGAAGGUGCUGGAACGGACGUCAUGGGAUUACAGCACGGUCACACUUUCCCGAGUCACCGGAUACGGGUUCGGCAUUGCCGUUUCGGGCGGCCGCGAUAAUCCGCACUUUGCGAACGGUGAUCCAUCGAUUGCGGUUAGCGAUGUGCUCAAAAAUGGUCCCGCCGAGGGUCAGCUACAAGUUAAUGAUCGAAUCAUUUCCGUUAACGGUGUGUCGUUGGAGAAUGUCGAGUAUGCCACAGCCGUUCAGGUACUGCGUGAUAGUGGCAAUACGGUAACGUUGAUGGUGAAACGGCGCGUACCGAACCACAGUCUAAUGCAUCCACUACCGGGUGCGAACAUGCACGGGAUGACGGCAGGACCGGGAGGUCCUGUUGGACUGUCUGGUGGACCGGCAGGACCCGGUGGUGGUGGUGGUGGUGGUGCGAUGGGUGGCCUGUCGACGAGUGUGGUGGGCAUGAACUCGCAUCAACACCAGCACAGUAUCAGCUCGACCGGGCUAGGGCUCGGUGCAAACAAUGGAUCUCAGCAGCAAAUCAAAGUGAUCGUCACGAAGGCGAACAAAAAGGACGACUUUGGAAUUGUCCUCGGCUGUCGAUUGUUUAUACGGGAAAUAUCUUCCAAGACUAAGGAUCAGCUGGCAGCCAAUGGGUACUCGCUGCAGGAAGGCGAUCUGGUCACACGCAUCCACAACACCAACUGCAACGAUUCGAUGAGCCUGAAAGAGGCGAAAAAGAUCAUCGAUGGAUGCAAGGAACGGCUAACGCUCGCGGUGCUACGCGAACCGAACGGCAUCAGUGGAAGCUAUGGUGGUGGGGCGGCCGGUGGAACGGCGUCCGGCAUGCAAUCGCCCGUCUACUCACACACGGCCCAGGUUUCGAACUGUAGCAAUAUGGAUGAGAAUUAUCUCAACGGAACGGGCGGUGGUUCGUACUCGGGCCAGAAUUUGUACGUCCAACCGCCGACGAGACCGUCCGCCAUGAGCACGCUGCUGGCGGAUGAUAAAAGCAAUCUCACGCCGAGAGGACGUUCCCGAGGACCGUUGACCGAUAUUUCGCUGCAGCAGCUCGAUCGUCCCAGUACGCCACCGGGCACGUCUAGUCGUACCGCCGAUGGAGGUGCGGGCCAUUCGCGAUCGCGCAGCGUCGUAGACGAACCGCCGAGACCGCCACCGCCCAGGGGCGAAGAUUUCUACGCCACCAGACGCCAGCUGAUGGACGAAAAGCCACCGACCGCGGAACCCCGGUACAUCACAUUCCAAAAGGAGGGCUCGGUCGGUAUACGGCUGACGGGCGGUAACGAGGUGGGCAUCUUUGUGACGGCCGUGCAGCAAAACAGUCCCGCCUCCGUGCAGGGUCUGGUGACGGGGGACAAAAUACUGAAAGUGAACGAUAUGGACAUGAACGGAGUUACCAGGGAGGAGGCCGUGCUCUUCCUGCUUAGCCUGCAAGAUCGCAUCGAUCUGAUCGUACAGUACUGUAAGGAGGAGUUCGACACCAUUACCGCUCAGCAGCGGGGAGACUCCUUUCACAUCAAGACACACUUCCACUGCGACGCACCGACCAAGGGUGAACUGUCCUUCAAGGCGGGCGAUGUGUUCCGGGUGAUCGACACACUGUACAACGGGGUGGUUGGCGCCUGGCAGGUGUUACGCAUUGGCCGCGGCCAUCAGGAGCUGCAGCGCGGUGUCAUUCCCAACAAGGCGCGGGCCGAGGAGCUGGCAACGGUACAGUUUAACGCGAGCAAGAAGGAACUGAACGCAUCCGAGUCGCGGGUUAGCUUUUUCCGGCGGCGCCGUUCGACGCACCGCCGCUCGAAGUCACUGUCGCGCGAAAACUGGGACGAUGUCGUGUUCUCGGAUGCCAUCUCCAAAUUCCCGGCCUACGAACGUGUCGUGCUGCGGCAUCCCGGUUUCGUGCGGCCCGUCGUCAUCUUCGGUCCCGUAGCGGACAUUGCACGGGAACGCUUGAUGAAAGAUUUCCCCGACAAGUACACGGCACCGCUGCAGGACGAUGAUAAGGGUUCGUCCAAGUGUGGGGGAAUCGUGCGGCUGUCCAACAUUCGUGACAUCAUGGACCGGGGAAAGCAUGCGCUGCUCGACGUGACACCGAAUGCGGUCGAUCGGCUGAACUACGCGCAGUUCUACCCGAUAGUGAUAUUCCUGAAGGCGGAUACAAAGCACACGAUCAAGCAGAUGCGCCAAGGGUUGCCGAAAUCGGCCCACAAGAGCAGCAAGAAGCUGUUCGAACAGUGCCAGAAGCUGGAGCGCGUCUGGUCGCACGUGUUCAGCACCACGAUCAAUCUGAACGAUCCCGACACGUGGUAUCGCAAGCUGAGGGAUUCGAUCGAUCAGCAGCAGAGCGGUGCGGUGUGGAUGUCGGAGACUAAGCCGGUAGAAUCCCUGUCGGAUGAUUUCCUUUUCCCCAUGACCACAUCCCGUCUGUCCUACGCCUCGAGUCCAGAAUCGGACCUGGAGCUGAGCCCCGGUCCGUCGGCAUCACUCUCAUUGGGCAACUUGCCACAGCUGGUGAAGUCCAGCUCUGAUCCAUCGAUUGCCACUAAUCAGGAUAACUUGGAUAGGGAUAGAGAACUCGGUGACGGAAUGCCACCACCAUACACGAAUCCCUACGAACAUGCGCCACACGCCCGCCGAAUGACCGUGGACAACAAGUAUGGCUUUUCAUCGAGCAAAAAUGGCGGCGGUGCACCGGCAAUGAAUCCUGACGAUGCCAUUUACGGUUCGUCCACUGCGCGUGCUGCUCCACCGCUGCAAGGUUCAGCGAAUGGUCCACACUUUGGAGCAGUUCCAGAUUUACCGCCCCGCAUUGACAGAGCAUCCAAGCCGCCGAACGGACCGGGUGCUCCCAGUACAUCCGGUUCUUCGUUGCCAUCGCGCAAUUCAAGCUCUGGCGGAACGCUCGGACGUUCGGCACAGGAACGGCUGUUCGGCAAUGGGAAACAAUCGGCCGGCGAUGCGCUCCACGAUCCCUCGUCCGCGCACGAUGAGUACAGCAGCAGAAGCCAGCUGCUAGGGCACGGAGGGCCCGACAAACGGCCAGCCCUUCCACCGAUGGUCAACGGCGGAGGCGGACCGAUGGCGGGUACGCCCGGCACCGGUAGCGCUAACACAUCGCUGGAUCGUAGCGGUGGCGGUGGCCAUCAUCAUCCUGCGUCCGGCAGCAAUCCGAACACGUCGUCCGGCAAGGCGAACGGAUCGUACGACAGUGUGUCCAGCUACGAUUCGUACAACACGUCAUCGCAGCUGACCGCACAGAAUAUGAGGUUAGGACCCAAUGCACCCGAUGAUCUGAAAUCGGUGCCCAACAAUCGUAAUGGAGCUCACCCGAUGGGAGGAAACGCAUCCGGUGACUAUGGGAGAAAUCCUUCGAUGAAUAGCACCGCAUCCGAUAUGCUGCUGACAACGGCGGCCAGAAGCAACUACAACGGCACCGGAGGAGCGCAUGAAGCGCUAACGCAACGAAACUCGGGCGAUCGUUCCGGGCCGGGCAUGAACAUGCCGCAAAGACCAACGAACCUCGUGCUGGACAGUCCAAGAAAGCACCUUAUCGAGACGAAAACGGAUUACGGCAAAUACAGCCGUAACAAUUCUGCAUCGCAGGCCGAUUACUCGAAACCCAACAAAGGACCUUCGAUGAUCGGUUCACCAGGACAGCCGCCCGGUGGUGGUGGAGGUGCAAUGGGUGCCAACAUGGGUAACGGUGCACCCUUCAAACCAGUUCCGCCACCAAAGCCUAAAAACUACCGGCCUCCAGUCGGCGGUGCUGGUACCAACGGUUCCGGAAUGCAUCAUGCGGGACAGUGGGAUAAUGGGGAACCUAUUUCACCUCGCUCGCCCGACGGGUUCUACUAUCCUCCGAUGGCAUCCUCGCACUACCAUCAGGGCAUGGCUCACAAUGUGCCUAGCUCACCGAACAAUGGUGGAUCCGGCCAUGGUCCGGCCAUGCAUCCGUACAAUCCGUACACGGUCGGCAGUGGUGCGAACGGUGGCAAUGGAGCGCCGAUGUACAACGGAAACGGCAACGGUAGUCAUUCUUAUAUGAGCAAUGGUGGUGUCAGGGACGUGGGCACAAUGGGGGCAAGCAAUGGUUAUAACAGCGGUAACGCACAAUACCCCUACGGCAAUACUUACAUGCAUAGAGGUAAUGGGACAGGAACUCAUGGCAUAGGCAACAUGCCAGCCAUCCAUCCCACGGAUCGACAUGCGCUCGAUCUCGCCGGUAGCCGAGAGCAGCGAGGAUCGGCCUUCGAGCUUUACCGCAAACCACAGCUCGGCACGAUGGUUGGGCACCACCACAACAUACGAGACAUGGAGCCAAUGAUGUCGAUCCAUGAGUUCAACCAGCACCAGCAGCAUCUGAUGCACCAGGAACGGAUGCGCCAGCUGCAGCAGCAACCCCUGCCACCGAUACCGGGACCGCCACCGCGCGGCAUCCCAUACCCGGGACACGAUCCAUCCCUACCGCCCGAGCUACCGGCAAAGCCGCCGAAGAAAAACAUUCUCAAGUCACCGCUGAAAGCGAUCAAGAAUGCGUUCAUCAAGUCUACCAGACCGCUGCGGCGCCAGGUAAGCCUGGCGGGUGAUGCGGAUAAAAAGUCGCUCAGGCCCAUACUGAAACGUCAGCACUCGAUGAUGGAGCCCCGUUCGGCCCGCAUGCGCCUGGCAGAUCAACAGCAGCAGCAGCUGCAGCAGAUGUACGAUCAGCGCGCAAUGUACGCACAGGAGCUGCAACAGCAGCAGCAACAAGCGUACUACAACGAUCCACGCUACUCCUCGUCCUAUCAGGGUCCAUACUCGCCGCAACCCGUACGAGGUUUCCAGCGGCAUGAAGCAUACUAUCCGAAGGAUGGCAACAGUACCUACCAGAAUCUGGAGCUGGAAUCGAUGUACGGCCACAGCCAGGGCAGAGCGUAUUACGAUGGGCAGCAAAACGAUGGACAAAGUUACUAUCAGCCGGAUGAAAAUUUGUACGCUAACCGGGCGCUUAUUGAGCUGGAACGUGGCCGAGCAGCACCGCUAGGGCCGGGCGCUACGGUGAGCACACUCGGGCGAAGGAUAGUGCGGCGCCAUAGUAUGGCCGAUCGUACCGCCCCGUCGCCCAGCUUCAAUCAACUGAAUCGUCGACGGAUGGGAUCGGAAAGGGCACCGCAUCAUGCCUCCAUAGUGGAUCAUCAUCGUCAUCAUCAGCGCGGUGCGAUGGCAAGCGUUGCAAACGUCAGCGGCCAUGGCUCGGGUCACGACGAAUCGAUCUAUCAGAGCAAGAGUGGGUCGUUCCUGUACAACGAGGCCCGGGAGCAUACGCGCCGCACGUUCGACGAGCCCGUAUACCAGAGCCGGCGGGAGAUGCACCGGGACCAUCUGUACCAGAGCAAACAGCAGAUGCAAGAUCGCAUCCAGCAAAGCCGGCUGGUGGAGAUGCAAUCGCAGCAAACGCAACCACCCGGAUCAUCGCCAGCGUCCGGCGGCAAUGGUAGUGGAACGACGACCACGUCCACCGCAAGCGAUCGCUUCCUGCGCAACCAGGGUGUAGGGGCCGCCGGUGGUGGUCCGGCGAGCGGAUCGUGCUCCAGCUCUCCCAACUCACCGUCGAGCAGUUCGUGCAAGAGUGGUUACUCCUCAUCGCGAAAUGGAGGCGAAAUGCGCGAGAGACGAACGCAAAUGCGUGAACAGAUUUACCAAUCGCGCAAGGAGGCGAUGGAAUCGAUGGCCGAACCAGUGUACGUGUCACGCCGGGAGUUGAAGCAUGAGCCGAUCUACGAGUCGAAGAAUGAGCAUGCCGAGGUGGGCGAUCUGCCGGUUAGUGAGAUGGAGGGACUUUGUCUGCAUGAGACGGAACCAGCCGAUAGUGGCGAGUCGAAGUCGGAGAAGCUUGAAACGAUCGCCGUAGCUAAGGCGGACUGCCGCGAGGACCAAAACUCCCGUGCGCCAUUCACGCUCGGGGCACCCUUAGCUGCCGAAGAAGACGACGACGACGUGGCGGGAGACGUAGAGGAGGAGCAGGACAAAAGUGGGGAACGAACGCUUACCGUUAGCAAUCAAAACGAUUCCGCGUUCGAUAAGCUGCCGGUGGCCAGCCCCGGCAGUCCUGUGGCAACGUCCUCGCCCGUACCGAGCAUCGGCACACCGAAAAGCAUCCGAGCGACGCACAUAUCGAACUUCUUGAAGCGAACUGCCCCACCGGUCAUGCCGCCGCCUCCACCACCCCCAACCGCCGCUCCCCGGCCCUCGCAUCCGGCAGUCCCGGACGCAGCUGCUGUGUACGCGAGCCGUACAUCGAUCGAAACGCAGUACACCGCACCGGCCACCGGUUCGCAGAUGAGCCUUCCGAUUGGGCCACCGAACGCAACCAGCACACCGUUCGCUAGCGAGCUUUCGCUUGGGCUUCCACCGCCCCGCCAACCAAUCACCCGGCGCGGCCUGUUCGAUGCGUCCGGCGGCAGUUUGGCCGAUCCGGUCUGGAACGUGUCGCUGCAGAUACCGCCCGGUGCGAUCGCGCCCGGCGUACAGCAGGAGAUCUACUUUACCGUCACCGAUCCGCGGCUAAGCGAAAGCGUUGGCGGACCGCCACUAGACAUGGAGAAUGGUGAAACGAUGCUGUCACCACUCGUAAUGUGUGGUCCUCAGGGAACAGAGUUUCUUAAGCCGGUCACGCUCAACAUACCGCACUGUGCCGGGCGCACCGCCUCGCUAGGCCUAUCGCUGAAGGCGACCGAUAGCGAGAAGAACCUGCAGACCGACUGGGAGGAUAUCGAUCUGCCCAGCAAUACGGCGGCCCACACCGUCUCGGUAAAGGUGGACCAUUUCUAGUACGUGCCAGCCGUGUACCCGCGUGAGUAGACGGUCUCUCAUUUACUUCCAUUCAAACAAAAUGCACUGUCCUGCGCCCAGCAUGCCGUACCGAACAGUAGUGCCUUUUAGUCGUAUCGUAUUUGAGCGUUAGUCCCAUUUCGUGGUGUACGAAUAAGCUCCUAAAUAGGGGGAAGAAGGGGGGCAAAAGAAAAAGGGAUAGGCAGGCCAUCAGAAGAAGAUAAUGCAUAUGCUUGCUCUUGCUGCUUACCGACGCAUCUUUGCCAUUUUAUCUAUAGUGUAGCGCGACGCGAAACCAUCUGACCAUACUACGUAAGAACCUGGGGGGCAAUGUGCUUGAUAAUCUGUGAAAGCAUAAAUGUCUCGCCCUUUUUUUUUCAAGCACUACAGUGCAUAGCAGUAGUAACCGUUUUCCCUUCUCCGCUUUAUCAGUGGCAUACGCAGCCCAUCAGUUACGUGAUAGCUUACCAUGUAAAUAGUUUAAAGUUAGUAGUAAAGGGAGGCAGAAUGAUGCUCCUUUCACAGAGCUACGCGAUAGGCUUCCCGUAGAGAGGAUCGGAUCGCGAAACACCAUUAGUUAACGGCGAGAAGUUAACACGUGACAUUUGCUAGGAAUAUACAUAUACGUAGGAGUGAUUUAAAUCCCCAUAUAGCUGUCAAAUGUAUUUCUGCUGCCAUUCUGUGACAGUGACACAAUCUUUAGUGUACAAACAAGCAAAAGUGAGCGCUGUACGCCCUUGAAGUGCGUAGCAUUUUAUAGUAGACACUGUUCGCGGAAACAUUGUAAGUUUUUUUGUAUGCGAACACACACACACAAUUAUGGAUUUAUAUAUAGGUACGGUGGUGUAUGUUUUGUUAAUAAAAGAAUAAAAAAUAUAGAAUUUAAUACAAGUACCGAAUCGAA